AUGGAAGAAAGCAAAUCCUUUUUGGAAAAAGAAGAAGACUUGGUGGCUGAAGAUGAAGACAUUUCGUUCCUCUGCCGCUAUCGGCGGCAGUUCCAGAGCCUGGCGGCCGAAAUGGAACACCUCCGAUCUUCGAAUUUUCGCAGAAAAAAAGAAGAACUGAAACUCAUUUCGGAAUUAAAUGCAUUAAAACGCAAAAUAAAUGAAGAUGGAGUUCAAAAACAAGCUGCUUCCGCGUUUGCUGCUCAGCAGCACGAGGCCGCCGCCAGCAACUGGCGCCGCGACAGCGAACAGCAGCAGCGGGAAAUCGCCGAGUUGCGGGCCGUCUGCGGGGCCCUCAAGCAGGCGCUCGAAGCCGCGCAGCAGCAGCUCGCAGCAGCAGAAAUUCAAGUCUUUUCUUUGAAACAAGAAAAAGAAGAUUUCAAAAUUAAAGAAGACAGAGAGAAAGUGGCAGCAGAAAUGAUGCAGCAAAUAGCCCAGGGCCAGGCCAGCCUCGCGGAGCAGUGUCGAGGCUUGAAGAAGGCGCUGCAGCAAUUGAAGACGGAGAGAGAAACUGCUGCUGCGGAAAGAGAAGAAAUGCGCAGCCGCGUGGAGCUGCUGCAGCAAGCAGCAGAUAACUUCGCAGCAGCAAAGGCGCAGCAGCAGCAAUCUCUGCAGCUCAAGGAGGCCGAGAUCUGCAGAUUGGAAGCAGAAGUGAAACUCAAAGAACAAGCUGUACGUACAGCCCAAGAGCAAGCCGCGCAGCUGCGGGCGGCGCUGGCGGCGGCGGCGGCGGCGAAGUUGAAGUUGGAACGUGGCUGCGGCGCAAACGAGCCAGAUGCAGCUGUCACAGACAAACAGCAGCAGCAAAAGGAAGCAAGUGCCAACAGCAGCACCGAAAACGCAGACGGCAGCAGCGAUGACCCACAAACAUGCAGCAGCAGCAGCAACAAUAACAGCAAUCCCGAAGACAGCAGCAGCAGCAGCAGCAGGAUGAACAAGCCCUGGAUAGGGUCUAGCAGAGAAGACAAAGAAGCUGCAACGCCAGCAGCAACACUUAAUGCUGAUGAAAAGCUUUUCAAAUUAUGCAAAUUGAACUCGGCGGCAGCUGGACUGCAGCACAAGUCUGAGUUACGUAAAGAAAUGCUGCAAACGGCAGCAGCAGCAGCAACAGCAGCAGCACAAGCAAAGGGAGCAGCAACAGCAGCAGCAGCAAUGAAUGAAAGCGUCUCUUCUUCCUUUGAAAGUAUUGAGUGUUGGGAAGAAAAAGCAAACUUUGCAGUUAACAAAUUGUCGGCUGCAGAUGUCCUAGCAGUGGACCAAACCACUUGCCACCCAAUGCAGCAGCAGCAACAAUAUGCGCAGCAGCAGCAGCAGCAGCAGCAGCAGCAGCUAGAGCCCGCGGCGAGAACGUCUGGGAGUGGGAACGAGCAGGAAAAAGAGGAAGAGGAGACGCAAAGAGAGGCAGAAAAGGGCAGCAGCAGCAGCAGCAAAGCCAACAGCAGCAGCAGCAGCAGCAGCAGCAAAUCAAAGGAGGUCGAAGAAGAAGAGGAAGACAAAACAGAAGCAGCUAACUAUAAAGAAGCAGCUGAGCGAGAAGAAGCAGCAGCAGGAGAGGCAACAGACACCUCGGACCCACAGCAGCGCAGCAGCAGGGCACACAAGGCGAGACAUGAAGCAGCAGCAGCAGAAGCAGCAGCAGCUGCUGCUGCAGCAGGAGAAGCAGCAGAAGCAGCAGCAGAAGCAGCAGCAGCAAAGGAGAAGGAAGCGAAAAGAAGAAAGUGCUGCAGAGACACCGCAAGGGAGAGUCAAGUCUGGGGAGGAGCAGCGCCGCAGCUCGAAGAAGAAAGCAAAACGCAAGAAGACCUGCUGCUGCAACACCAGCAGCAGCAGCAGCAGCAGCAGCAGCAGCAUGGGGGGGAGGCGGCAUUUUUGCCUUCUUCUUUGGACAUAUCUGGCGACUAUUUGCUGAACAUGAUUGACAUUUAA
This is a messenger RNA of Eimeria tenella, 1965 nucleotides long. RefSeq lists its product as uncharacterized. Lineage: Eukaryota; Apicomplexa; Conoidasida; Eucoccidiorida; Eimeriidae. The record is from RefSeq and is a predicted model, not a curated record. The transcript is spliced from 7 exons. Bases 1 to 1965 code for a protein of 654 amino acids.